This is a messenger RNA of Molossus molossus (Pallas's mastiff bat), 1350 nucleotides long. RefSeq names its product growth differentiation factor 7 (gene GDF7). The transcript has 2 exons. NCBI's taxonomy places the organism in Eukaryota, Metazoa, Chordata, Mammalia, Chiroptera, Molossidae. Gene Ontology annotation, molecular function: growth factor activity; cytokine activity. Gene Ontology annotation, biological process: BMP signaling pathway; SMAD protein signal transduction. The coding region runs from base 1 to 1350 and encodes 449 amino acids. The record is from RefSeq and is a predicted model, not a curated record. Gene Ontology annotation, cellular component: extracellular region.
AUGGACCUGAGCGCGGCCGCCGCGCUGUGCCUCUGGCUGCUGAGCGCCUGCCGCCCCCGCGACGGGCUCGAAGCAGCGGCGGUGCUGCGAGCGGCGGGGGCAGGGCCGGCCGAGAGUCCGGGGGGCGGCGGCGACGGGCGGACCCUCGCCGCGGCCGCGGGCACCUCUGCUGCCCCGGCCGCCGCGGCUCCCGGGGCCCGCGCUUCGCGCCACGCCACCGGCUCCGGCUUCAGGAACGGCUCGGUGGUGCCGCACCAGUUCAUGAUGUCGCUUUACCGGAGUCUGGCCGGGAGGGCUCCGGCCGGGGCAGCCGCCGCCUCCACCUCGGGCUCUGGCCGCCACGGCCGCGCGGACACAAUCACCGGCUUCGCAGACCGGGCAACCCAAGACGAAUCGGCGGCCGAGACCGGCCAGAGUUUCCUGUUCGACCUGUCCAGCCUUUCGGACGCCGACGAGGUGGUAGGCGCGGAGCUGCGCGUGCUGCGCCGGGAGUCACCGGAGCCCGGCCUUGGUGUCACGGUUACCCCACCGCUGCUGCUGCUGUCCACGUGCCCCGAUGCCGCACGCGCGCAGAGCCUGUUGCACUCUCGGUCCGCCGAGCCCCUGAACGGGGAGCGCUGGGAGGUGUUCGAUGUGGCAGACGCCGUCCGGGGCCACCGCCGGGAGCCGCGCGCGGUCCGCACGUUCUGCCUGCUGCUGCGCGCGGUGGCGGGUCCGGCGCGGGGACCGCUGGCGCUGAGACGGCUAGGCUUCGGCUCCCGGGGCGGCGGCAGCGCGGCGGCGGAGGAUCGCGCGCUGCUGGUCGUCUCCUCUCGAACGCAGAGGAAGGAGAGCCUGUUUCGGGAGAUCCGCGCCCAGGCCCGCGCGCUCGGGGCCGCACUGGCCGCGGAGCAGCCGCCCGACCCGGGUCUGGGCGCCGGGUCACCGACUGCUGUCAUCGGCGGUCGCAGGAGGCGGCGGACCGCGCUGGCCGGGGCUCGGGCCGCGCAGGGCAGCGGCGGGGGCGCGGGCCGGGGCCACGGGCGCAGGGGCCGGAGCCGCUGUAGCCGCAAGCCGCUGCAUGUGGACUUUAAGGAGCUGGGCUGGGAUGACUGGAUCAUCGCGCCGCUGGACUACCAGGCAUACCACUGCGAGGGCGUUUGUGACUUCCCGCUGCGCUCGCACCUUGAGCCCACCAACCACGCCAUCAUUCAGACGCUGCUCAACUCCAUGGCGCCCGAUGCGGCGCCGGCCUCCUGCUGCGUGCCCGCGCGCCUCAGCCCCAUCAGCAUCCUCUACAUCGACGCUGCCAACAACGUGGUCUACAAGCAGUACGAGGACAUGGUGGUGGAGGCGUGCGGCUGCAGGUAG